AUGGUCCUACAGGGAGCUCUACCCACUGGUCCCACAAGGAGCUCUACCCACUGGUCCCACAGGGAGCUCUACCCAUGGUCCUACAGGGAGCUCUACCCAUGGUCCUACAGGGAGCUCUACCCAUGGUCCUACAGGGAGCUCUACCCACUGGUCCCACAAGGAGCUCUACCCACUGGUCCCACAGGGAGCUCUACCCACUGGUCCCACAAGGAGCUCUACCCACUGGUCCCACAGGGAGCUCUACCCAUGGUCCUACAGGGAGCUCUACCCAUGGUCCUACAGGGAGCUCUACCCACUGGUCCCACAAGGAGCUCUACCCACUGGUCCCACAGGGAGCUCUACCCAUGGUCCUACAGGGAGCUCUACCCACUGGUCCCACAGGCUUCUCUACCCAUGGUCCCACAGGGAGCUCUACCCACUGGUCCUGUGGCUUAG
Messenger RNA from Knipowitschia caucasica, 435 nucleotides. The record is from the annotation of a GenBank genome assembly. Lineage: Eukaryota; Metazoa; Chordata; Actinopteri; Gobiiformes; Gobiidae.